AUGGGAAGCGCACUCUCGAGCAACAAGUCGAAGAACGGCGGCGACGCCUCCCAGGAGUCUUCGCAGAAAAAGCAGGCGAAGUCGCUGAGUAAGGCGAAGAAGGGCGCCAAGGACGCCGGGCACGCAACUGAGAAUGCAGCCGCAGCGGUCUCCGCCGAGGUUGUCAGCCAACUUGAGGCGGCCUUCGCCACACUGCAAAACGCCGGCGACUGCCACUCGCUCCUCAAGAAGUACCUCACGAAGGAAGUCUUUGACCAGCUGAAGGGGAGGCAGACAAAGAUGGGCGCAACGCUCAUGGACGUCAUCCAGUCGGGCGUGGCAAACCUGGACUCCGGUGUCGGCGUGUACGCGCCCGAUGCCGAGUCCUACACUGUCUUUGCCCCCCUCUUUGACCCGAUCAUCGAGGACUACCACAAGGGCUUCAAGCCAACCGACAAGCAGCCCCCGAAGGACUUUGGUGACCUCAGCACCUUCGUCGACGUGGAUCCCGACCAAAAGUACGUCAUCUCCACGCGCGUGCGCUGCGGGCGAAGCCUUGAGGGCUACCCGUUCAACCCGUGCCUCAAGCGGGAGCAGUACGAGGAGAUGGAGUCGCGCGUGAAGGGGCAGCUGGAGACGAUGACGGACGAGCUGAAGGGGACGUACUACCCGCUGACUGGCAUGACGAAGGAGACGCAGCAGCAGCUGAUUGACGACCACUUUCUGUUCAAGGAGGGCGACCGCUUCCUGCAGGCGGCGCACGCCUGUGAGUUCUGGCCCACGGGACGCGGCAUCUACCACAACGACGCCAAGACCUUCCUCGUGUGGGUAAACGAGGAGGACCACCUGCGCAUCAUUUCCAUGCAGAAGGGCGGCAACCUGAAGGAGGUCUUCGGCCGCCUCGUCAACGCCGUUAACAUCAUUGAGGAAAAGGUGAAGUUCUCGCGCGACGACCGCCUUGGUUUCCUGACGUUCUGCCCAACGAACCUCGGCACGACCAUCCGUGCCAGCGUGCACAUCAAGCUCCCGAAGCUCGGCGCAGACCUCAAGAAGUUGGAGGAGGUGGCGGCAAAAUACAACCUGCAGGUGCGCGGAACGGCCGGCGAGCACUCGGACAGUCCCGACGGUGUCUACGACAUCAGCAACAAGCGCCGCCUCGGCCUCUCCGAGUAUGAGGCAGUGAAGGAGAUGCAAGACGGCAUCCUGGAGCUCAUCAAGGAGGAACAGUCGGCCAACUGA
Molecule: messenger RNA, 1218 nt
Organism: Trypanosoma conorhini
Lineage: Eukaryota; Euglenozoa; Kinetoplastea; Trypanosomatida; Trypanosomatidae
Product: putative arginine kinase
Exons: 1
Coding region: 1-1218 (405 amino acids)
Biological process (GO): phosphocreatine biosynthetic process
Molecular function (GO): creatine kinase activity
Source: RefSeq, a predicted model, not a curated record